Messenger RNA from Hymenoscyphus albidus, 2033 nucleotides. The record is from the annotation of a GenBank genome assembly. NCBI's taxonomy places the organism in Eukaryota, Fungi, Ascomycota, Leotiomycetes, Helotiales, Helotiaceae.
AUGCUUGCCAAUACUGGGACGACCGAAACAAGACUUAUGGUGCAUCGCUUAUUAAUAAAUACUAUACAUGCUAUGUGUACAUCUUUUCCUCUCGAUGAAAGCAAACUCGCUAGACUGAAAGCUCUGCUUCUAACGCUUUCGGAGCCUCAAAGCGGCUCAUUGUUCAAUCUUCCAUCUCGAGAAAAUAUGAGCACAAGCUCCAUACAAGACACCGGUAUCGCGGCUUUGAACGCGACCGAAUCUCUAGCUAAUCUGCUUUCGGAAGUGACUACGGUGGCUGCGCCUUCCAUUGAUGUUUCGAACGCCUGGCGUUCCAGGUGGAUGAGUCUCGUUGCUAGCACUGCAUUCCAGAGCAAUCCUGCUAUUCAGCCUCGAGCAUUCACGGUUAUGGGUUGCUUGGCCCGAGAAGAUGUUGAUGACGAUCUCCUUUAUCAGGUCCUUGUUGCACUCAGAAGUAGCAUCGGCCGUUAUAUGGAAGAAGGUGACAGCGAGAUGCUAAUUGCUAUUGUGUCUUCUCUGACGAAGAUGAUGGAAAAACUUCCAACUGCCUCUCGCUAUGGCGUUCAAUUGUUCUGGCUUGCCCUCUCACUCGUCAGGCUAGUUCCUCUACCUUUAUACAACUGUACUGCCUCAUUUUUGGAAGCUGUUGUUGGCAACAUUGCUACUUCUGGAGAUUUUGAAGAUGGUAGAAUGGUUUUCACGUUAUUGCAAGGCCGUGUUCCUCUUGAAGAAGCGGCAACGCAGCUCGACGAAAUGUAUGGUAUACAUUUUAGUAUGGAAAGUUUUCACUUUGCCGUUGUUGCUACGCUGGUUAAAGGUCUGGCUGAUAACGUCACCAAGAAUACUUCAAUACGAGUUCUAUCGACAUUAUUGGAAAUCACUAGUGUCAGCACACCGCACGGCACGAGAUUUCCAGAUGAUCUCUCUGGCAUCCCGUAUCUCGGAACAUUGAUAGCACGAUCACUCAGCCCAUCCAGGUCAGAUACAAAUAAAUCCUUCUUGUUCAGUGCGGAGAAUCCCGUUGGUGAUUAUGUCACACCCGGGGAUAUCAUGCGCCUAAUCGAUAUGGAAAAGAUCAAGGACAAGGAAUUGUUGUUGAAUGUUGCCAUUGGUCUAAUUGAUUUCACGUUCUUGGAAGACUCGGUGCAAUAUCGUUGUCUACUAUGGCUCAACCAAGUCGCACUCCAAAGGCCAACUGUCGCUUUACAUCUGUAAGUAUUUACUCGUGCACAUGCGUUUUCCAAACUAAUUCUCGAAGGUGUUCUCCUAUCAUCAAUAUGCUCGACAAUCUACUCAUUUCCUGCCAGAAUGCGGCAACACUCGAGUCCGCUCAUGAUUUACUCCGUACUAUUACAUCAAACCCAAAGUUCUCGGGCGCCGUAGAUACUUCUGAAAUGUUGGAAGAUGUCCUUGAAGGAAUUGGAUUCGGUGGGCUUUGGCGCUCAACGACGUUUCAUGUUCGGAAUGAGAAUGAGAGGCAGUGUACCAUUCUCACAGACAAGCUUAUUGAGGUAUGUUUCCCUUGUCAUAUUCGCUUACUAGAAGCCAUACUAACAUUCUUUUUCACCAGCUCAUUAUUGCAUAAACGAGGGGUAAAAAGCAUGCAUCAUGGAGUCUUGUUUUUUUUUGUUUCUGCUACGCAAAAGAGCGACAUAUGCAAUUUUCUUUGGUUCUGUUCCGUCAUUUUUGCUCAUUUUUGUUUAUCGUUACUCUUCUAUCGCAUUUUUAUAUAUCCCUUUUCAUGGUUCCCUUUUUUGAUGCUCUCAUGGAUUUAUGAAUGAAUGAAUUUGAUAAAAAAGUGGAGGUGCAUGGAUAAAACGAUGAGUGACGGUGAUAUAUAUAUAUAUAUAUAUGGUGGGGAACAGGUCGUAAGGGCUUGUGAAGGAUGGAAGUUGAUAGCGUGAAGGAUUGUUGAUAUCUUUUAGGUAAUUAAGCUGGAUAUAUGAUACCCUGUUGCUAGACAGAUAUUUUGCGUCCAUGCCCCCUUUUCUCGCUGUUCAUACGCUUUAACGGGGAUGGAGAUGAGAUUUGCG